AUGAGCCGCAAGGGAGAGGAACACCCAAAAACGGCUCCUCGUCUGAAGAAGAGGCGAGAUUCCUACGAUAGAAACGACAAAGAAACGAAAGUGCAGCCUGGCGACGUUUAUGGAGUUGCCAAGUGUCGCAACAAAAACAUCACAAACAAAGACGUGGAAGAUUCAUCUCUUGAUGAUUUGAAGCGUCACACAAGGUCCUACGCCCACAGAGGAGCCACACAAGAACUACGCCCACAGAGAGCGCCACGCAACGCCCACAAGGAAGCGCCACGCAGGUCCUACGCCCACAGGAAGCGCCACGCAAGGUCCUUCGCCCACAGGAAGCGCCACACGAAGUCCUACGCCCACGCCCCACGCAAGUCCUACGCCCACAGAAGCGCCACGCAAGGUCCUUCGCCCACAGGAAGCGCCACGCAAGGUCCUUCGCCACAGGAAGCGCCACGCAAGGUCCUUCGCCCACAGGAAGCGCCACUCAAGGUCCUUCGCCCACAGGAAGCGCACGCAAGGUCCUACGCCAACACAGGAAGCGCCACAAGGCACAGGAAGCGCCACGCAAGUCCUUCGCCACACAAGCGCCACCAUGAUCCUACGCCCACACAGAAGCGCCACGCAAGGUCCUUCGCCCACAGGAAGCGCCACGCAAGAUCUUACGCCCACAAGCGCCACGCAAGUCCUACCCACAGAAGCGCCACGCAGGUCCACGACGCCCACGCAAGUCCUACGCCCACAGGAAGCGCCACGCAAGGCCAACAGGAAGCGCCAUGCAAGUCCUUCGCCACACAGGAAGCGCCACGCAAGGUCCUACGCCACAGAGGAAGCGCCACGCGCCACGCAAGGUCCUACGCCAACAGGAAGCGUCACUCAAGGUCCUACGCCCACAGGAAGCGCCAUGCAAGGUCCUUCGCCCACACAGGAAGCGCCAUGCAAGGUCCUUCGCCACACAGAAGCGCCACAGAAGAUCCUACGCCCACAGAGGAAGCGCCACUCAAGGUCCUACGCCACAGAGGAAGCGCCACAGAAGUCCUACGCCCACACAGGAAGCGCACGGUCCUACGCCCACAGAGGAAGCGCCACGCAAGGUCCUACGCCCACAGGAAGCGCCACGCAAGGUCCUACGCCCACAGAGGAAGCGCCACCCAUCCUACGCCCACAGAGAAGCGCCACAGAAGAUCCUACGCCCUCAGAAGCCCACGCAAGAGGAAGCGCCACAUAAGAUCCUACGCCCUCAGGAAGCGCCACGCAAGGUCCUACGCCCACAGAGGAAGCGCCACACGAGAUCCUACGCCCACAGAGGAAGCGCCACAUAAGAUCCUACGCCCUCAGGAAGCGCCACGCAAGAGGAAGGCCACAGAAGAUCCUACGCCCUCAGGAAGCGCCACGCAAGGUCCUACGCCCACAGAGGAAGCGCCACACGAAUCCUACGCCACAGAGGAACGCCACAGAAAGCCCUCAGGAAGCGCCACGCAACCUAAGCGGUCCUACGCCCUCAGGAAGCGCCACAUAAGAUCCACUCCCUCAGGAAGCGCCCACAAGGUCCUACGCCCACAGAGAAGCGCCACACGAGAUCCUACCCACAGAGAAGCGCAGAAGAUCCACAGGAAGAUCCUACGCCCACAGAGGAAGCGCCACUCAAAGUCCUACGCCCACAGAGGAAGCGCCACAGAAGAUCCUACGCCCUCAGGAAGCGCCACGCAAGGUCCUACGCCCACAGAGGAAGCGCCACAGAGAUCUACGCCCUCAGGAAAGCGCCACGCAAGGUCCUCGCCACAGAGGAAGCGCCACUCCACAGAAGAUCCUACGCCCUCAGGAAGCGCCACGCAAGGUCCUACGCCCACAGAGGAAGCGCCACACGAGACUACGCCCAAAGAGAAGCGCCACAGAAGAUCCUACGCCCUCAGGAAGCGCCACGCAAGGUCCUACGCCACAGAGGAAGCGCCACACGAAGAUCCUACGCCCUCAGGAAGCGCCACGCAACUACGCCCACAGAGGAAGGCGCCACAAGAAGCGAUCCUACGCCCACAGGAAGCGCCACGCCCACAGCAAGCGUUCCUCACACGAGAUCCUACGCCCACAGAGGAAGCGCCACACGAGAUCCUACGCCCACACAGGAAGCGCCACGCAAGGUCCUUCGCCCACACAGGAAACGUGGCAGCAAACGAUGGUUUCCCGCCCGUCUCAUAA
Molecule: messenger RNA, 2181 nt
Organism: Penaeus vannamei (Pacific white shrimp)
Lineage: Eukaryota; Metazoa; Arthropoda; Malacostraca; Decapoda; Penaeidae
Source: RefSeq, a predicted model, not a curated record